Molecule: messenger RNA, 407 nt
Organism: Cuscuta europaea
Lineage: Eukaryota; Viridiplantae; Streptophyta; Magnoliopsida; Solanales; Convolvulaceae
Source: the annotation of a GenBank genome assembly
AAGAACAAGGCCCCGCUAUUCUAAGGGCGUACAAUGCCAGAGUUUCAAACUGGCUUCGUCCCACUUUUAAGCGUGCCCGAGCCAGUGGGGUAAGGCCUCAAUGGUGUUCGGAUGAGGUAUGGGAAAACCUCGUCCGCCACUGGUCUUCGGAUCCGACUUUCUUGGCUAGAAGCGAAGCCGGGAAGAAAAAUCGGAUGUCCGAGAAGGCAUUGACGACACAAUGGCACGGAGGCCGCAAACCCCAGAGUAAACAUAAAGAAGCUCUUGUGGGGCCUCAAAAGAAGAGGGUCCCUAUCCUCAGUGUAAUCAAACACUGUUGGACGAAGAGCGGUGUUGAGUCGCCAGCCAAUCUACCACCCCGCCUUGCUGAAAUCGAAACAAAGUAUUACGCAAAUGUUGAAAAGAAG